UGGGGUAUAUGGGGUUAAAAGGUCUGAUAAAUAGGAGGAGGUUAAACCAUGGAAAGAUUUAAAAACCAGCAAUAAAAUUUUAAAAUGUAUUCUAAAAUCAACUGGGAGCCGAUGAAGGGAGGCGAGUACAGGGGUGAUGUACUCCCGUUUGCGUGUACCUGUUAAAAAUCUGGCUGCAGCGUUUUACACGUAUUGCAGGUGAGACAAAGCGGGCUGACCCCAGAUAGAGGGAGUUUCAGUAGUCAAGCCAUGAUGUUAUAAAAGUGUGGAUAAUUCUUUCAGUGUCUGUAAAAGAUAAAAACAGUUUAACUUUUGCUAAGGCACAUAGUUGAUAAAAGCAGACUUUCACUACUACAGAAUUUAUUUGUUUUUCAAACUUAAAAGCAGAGUCAAAAAUCACACAAAGAUUUUUUGCAGAUUGUUGAAGCUGGGAUCAUAGUGGGUCAAGGCCUUUCUGUAGGGUGCUGGUGGAGUCUGGUGGGCCAAAUAGGACUAUUUCAGUUUUUUGUUCAUUUAGGAGUAGAAAGUUUUGAGCCAGCCAGUCUUUUACUUCUUGGAGGCAGUGGAAAAGUAAUUGUAGUCACUGUGGGAUUUGGCUUUUUAGUGGGAGGUAGAGCUGUUCGUCAUCUGCAUAAAAAUUAAAGUUUAAGCCGUGUUUUUUUAUGAGAGUGCCAAGUGGCAUCAUAUACACUGAAAACAGGAGGGGAGCUAAAACAGACCCCUGAGGAACCCCACAGACAAGGGGGGCCGAAGAGGAGGAUAAAUCAUCGAAGCAUACUUUAAAACUUCUGUUUUCCAGGUAUGAUUUAAGAAGAUUUAGAGCUUGUCCCUGGAUCCCAACCCAAUCUUUGAGCCUGGCGAUCAGCAUAUUGUGGUCACCUGUGUCGAACGCUGCACUCAAAUCUAAAAGAACUAAAACUGAACAGUUGCCAUCAUCUGCUGCUAAAAACAAGUCAUUAAGAACUUUUAAAAGAGCAGUUUCCGUGCCGUGGUUCUCUCUAAAACAUGAUUGGAACUUCUCAAGUAGUCAAGUAGUAAUAGGAGUAGAGGACUCCAAGGGAGAGAGUGUGGCAGCGUGGCAGAGAUUGGGCUUGCAGGCGGCUCGUGGAGGCACUGGAAUGAAUGGAGGAGAAGGCAGGAUUAGUCACAGGAGUGGAUGGCUGGCUGGCGAGGAGGCUGGGUCAGGUGUCAAGGUUCGGGGCCUGGCUGGAUGUAGUGGUGGACAACCUGGGGAGAGGGAUGCUGUGGAGCCGCCUUGUUGAGUGGGGUUGGAUGGUGUCUGCUGUGGAGUGGUGUGUGUUUGUGUGUAACCACAACACCAGAGGGGAUCACUGGAAGAACAGCUUCAGCAGCAGCCCUUGGCUCAUACGAGCCAUCAUGGACAACGGGUUUCGGACCCCUCUUGGCCUGUGGGUGGUGAGUGGACUGCACUGCCUCCCUCUGUGUUUGUACGGCUCUCAGAAAGGUUUACUCUCCCAGUGGAUGUACCUGCCUCUGUGGAUGCAGAAUCUAGUGACUGUGCUGCUAGCUGCAGGUCGCCUGCUUGCUCUGUCAGCAGAGAUGUGGUGUAUAAGGACGCACAUUGAGUACCUGACCAGUGAGGAGAAAGACGACAAGAAGAGCUGAAAGACACUCAGCAGUCAGUUAUAUUCUCCUGGAGGCAAGGUUUACAUUUAGUUUCCUGAAUUUUUCUAUUUUUUUUAUCAGAGAGCAAAAGCAUUGGUUACUUUAAGGGAGUUUCAAAUAAUUAACUUGAUCAUUAACCUCUCUCUUUCAGGGCUCUAACUCUGAAAUAAAUGGCUGUUGUUGAGGUACCAAAUGACCUAAAAAUGAACUCACAUCAACAACAGUGUUAUAUUUGACCUCUUGCUUUAUGUACAGCUUCUGAAAUAAGGGUUGCACCAGUACUAGGAUUAUGCAAAUGAUGCAUGUAUCAGAGAUCUAGUUGCAUUAAUGCAACAUAGGAUUUAAUGUAAAUAUAAUUAAAGAUCAGCUGAAUGGAUUUUGCUAAAUGCUGUUUUUUAAACUGAUGCAUUGAUUUUUUUGUGCAUGUGGCUCUCUAUGGCUCUCUGCUUUUGUGCAUGUUUGUGGAGUCUUCUGACUGAUUUUAUUAAUAAA
Messenger RNA from Cheilinus undulatus (humphead wrasse), 2118 nucleotides. RefSeq lists its product as uncharacterized. Gene Ontology annotation, molecular function: phosphotransferase activity, for other substituted phosphate groups. The transcript is spliced from 5 exons. The record is from RefSeq and is a predicted model, not a curated record. Bases 1123 to 1626 code for a protein of 167 amino acids. Gene Ontology annotation, cellular component: membrane. Lineage: Eukaryota; Metazoa; Chordata; Actinopteri; Labriformes; Labridae. Gene Ontology annotation, biological process: phospholipid biosynthetic process.